CAAAUGGCAAAUUCUUAGCUAUUUAUGCUAGUCACUUAUUUAUUCAAUAGGUAACGAUAUUUGAUCUUUUUAGAUUAAGAAAAACUAUUUUCUAAGUGCUUGCCUUAAGGUGAAAACCUUGUAGUGCCUAUUAUUUGUUAAAAGUUUUACAAAAUUAACGUAAAAAUGAUGCAAAAAUAAGUACGAGUGAUAAAUCUACAAUAAUAAUUAAACUGUAGUGCAAUUUCUUUUACAAAAAUGUCUCAAUUGGCUUUAUGUAAUUAUACUAACAACAAUAAUAAUGACAACACUAGUGAGGAUUCUGGUCAACCACCAACUAUAUAUAGGUGUAGGGCACCAAUAGCAAGUUUAGACUGUAUGGAAGAAUUUAGCGCUGGAAGCGCACUCAGUGCACUCACCGAUCGCUCAGGUGAGGGAGGCAUCACAAAGGAGCAACUUUUACUGAGCGGUUUGACUCAAUCAGCACCAAACGCAGCUUUACAGCUUGCCAAACAGACGUCGACGGCUCCCGGUUUGAGAUAUCGCAAUUUGGGAAAAAGCGGCUUACGAGUGUCUAACAUUGGGUUAGGUACUUGGCCAACAUUCGGACCAAACGUUACCGAAGAACAAGCCGAACAGAUUAUUGUUCUAGCUGUAGAAAGCGGAAUAAACGUGUUUGACUUGUCAGAAGCUCACUCAGGAACUAGAGCCGAAGUAGAACUAGGCAGAAUCCUGUCCCGUCGAGGAUGGAAGCGAACUUGUUACAUUGUCACUACGAAAAUAUACUGGAGCACGAGGUCAGAAGAACGGGGUUUAUCUCGAAAGCACAUAAUAGAAAGUGUAAAAGCUAGUCUUGUACGACUGCAACUUUCCUACAUCGAUGUCGUCAUAGUCCACAAAGCAGACCCAAUGUGUCCGAUGGAAGAAGUAGUAAGGGCGAUGCAUUAUGUCAUUUCGCAAGGUUGGGUUAUGUAUUGGGGAACAGCGCGAUGGUCACCCGUUGAAGUAAUGGAAGCUUACACAAACUGUCGACAGUUUAAUUGUGUUACUCCCAUUGUGGAACAAACCGAGUAUCACAUGUUUUGUAGAGAAAAAACAGAAUUGUAUAUGCCGGAACUGUAUAACAAGAUUGGAGUUGGUUUAAUGGCUUGGUCGCCAAUUUCAAUGGGAUUAACGCAAGGUAAAGAAGACGCAAGUGUGCAAUUAUUCUCCCGAGCGAGCUUCAGGAAUAAGUACAGUUCAUUUUCGUGGACUGAGGAUGAAACCACUACGAAUAAAGACGGUUAUAACUGGAUGAAGGAAAGAAUCCAACCUGAGGAAACACGAAGACAAUCCGAGCGAAUCCGCGAGUUGAAUUCGGUUGCAGAAAAACUAGGAUGUACCUUAUCCCAAUUAGCUAUAGCGUGGUGUUUGAAAAACGAGUCGGUGCAAUGUCUACUAUUAGGAGCGAGUACCGUUGUACAACUUUAUGAUAGUAUACAAUCUCUUCAAUUGGUCCCUAAACUGAACACCAAUAUGAUAGCAGAAAUAGAGCGUAUCCUAGAAAAUAAACCAUCUAGACCUCCAAUGGUGUCCACUCUGGCGCUUAGAUGACAAUCAAUGUGCCCCCCUGGUUCUAUUGGUCAGGGAGGCACGAGUAAUACAGACAGUCCAAAGGAGGAUGACCUGAGCAAUGCAGAUACAGACACAAAAGACAGUCAAAAGCUUCCAUUUUGCGAGAUUCAGUGACAAAAAGUUACCGAGUUUGUAAAAACUCGUAAAAUUAAAACGCCGGAAGAAAAGCCGUUUAAAGAGAAGGUAAGAUGGAGUUACAGUCCUGAUGAAGGUCCCAAGUGCACCACUGAGACUUUUUCUACGAAGAAAAAAGAUAAAAAGACAGCAAGUCCCGUGCAAGUAUGAAAUAAACAGAAAAAUGUUUGUGAAAUUCUUAUCUGAAGUUUGUGAUGCAUGAAAAUCGAGUCCAUUUAGGUUUGUUCGCAGUUUCUAAUUCGACGCAAAUGGACUUUACACUACUAUAUUUAUUGGAACUAAAGAUCGGUUUGCGAUUUUUAUACGACAUUUUUGAAACGAGCUCUUUCAUCGAUGACAUUUCAGUUUCAGGGUUCAGAUGGAAGAAUAAAUAUUGUCUGGUUUACAAUUACAUGUUAUUCAGAAUCAGGAAAUCUAGUAGAUUCUAGAUUAUUCAGUUUUUGGGCCACUACAAUAAAAAUAAAAACAAACAGUGAACUAAAUGGCAAACAUUUUAGCUUUCUAUUCGCAAAAUUAAUUGUAAUUAACUUCUUGUGCCUUUUCCAAUAAAUACAGAUUUUUUUUGCACACUCCACUCAAACCUAUUUUAACAAGCAAUAUUAACAAACUAGUAUUUGAAUUUGAUUAAAUAAAUUUAAAAAACUGAAUUAACCCUGAAAAUAUUGAUUUUUUAGUCAAACCUGGAGCAGCUCGUUUCAUACAUAAUAGAAUGUGUGCAAACUAGGAAUUCAAAAAACUUUAAAGUUGAGUUUAAUAUUUCUACGCAAUAGUACAACAAUGUGCAUAACAAUGCUGGCAAGACACAUUCUUUUGAGCUGAUUCUUGAUAGUAAUAAUGGAAUGUUUUAACGUGAUGAUAACACUGAGAUAACUACUUUUUAUAUCUUUCUACUAAAUAGGUUUUAUUGCAAUUCUUAAUAGUUCAUAAAAGCAGAAAAAAUUAUUUUUUUGUUUAAAAGUAUUAUGCAGUAAAUAAACAAAACAAAUAUAUAAAUAAUUAUAAACUUAGAGUUAACAAGAAACGUGUAUGCAGUUUUUUCUUAAAAGACUAUUAUUUUGUUCUUUGAUUCUUGAUGAACCAUGUAAAUAUAGGAAGUAAAUAUAAUUUUUCAAUCGUAUGCUGAUAUAAUUUUUGCAACAAUUGCAACUAGAAAAAGUUUUUGCUUAUUACUGUGCCUUUCAGAGCGCAUAAGAAAGGUAAUUUUUCAGCCUCAAAUUAAAGGCAGAAAACUUUUACAAUUUCUAGUUUUUAAAUAAUUUCAUAUUUCUAAAAAAGUCUGGCAAACACUGGUUUGUCCGAUUUUUUUGUCUGAUAAUUAUGAAAAGCAAACUGUAUAAAAAUAUGAAACAAGACUAUAUUCUGUUUUAGAAAUAAUCAUUUCAUCUGUACAUUGUGUAUAAUAUAUCAUGUUAUAGAUUAAGAUAAAAAAUUAAUUAAUAUCUUGUCACUAAUGGUGAGUUCUAUUUUAACUUGAGUGGUAAUUCUAUUAAAUUAAAAAAAACUUGUAAACGACUUAAAUGAUUUAAUAAUAAAAUAAACAGUUAAAACUGAAAAAAUUUUCACCAUAAUUGCGUCUUGUUACACUGUAAUCAUAAUUUAAUGAAAUAUACCAUAAUUUUUAAGUUACUUAUAACAAUAAUUAAUAUAGGUGGUUUUUAAGAAAAGGGAACCUUGUACGUGAGCAGGAUGUACUUUAUUAUAAACCAAUCUAAUAAUAAGUACAUUAUUUUAAAAGACAGUGAAUGGAUGGUAGUAUAUUUAAUCGCAUGUUAAUCUAAACAUUUAUUAAAAAAUUAACUGAGUGGCUUUCGAAUUUACAAAAUUGUACCAGUUGUAAGUCUUCCAUCAGUCAUUCAAAUUGGUUUCACUGCCGCUUCGAAUUUUGUUUAAACAUGUUAUGUGCAAUAUAUCGUCCUUUUUUAUUGUCAUUUUAUUAUUUAUCAAAGACRGUGGUUUUGAAAUAUUUUGAAAGGAAUGCGCUUAGGAGUAAAACAACAGUGAACUCUUUGCAUUGGUUUAUAGAAAUUUUUGAAACCACAUACAUAUCGAGGACAAAGCGUCCACUUUUGCUUCAUUUAUUUAACAAAACUCACCCAUCCAAAAAGUCAUUCUCUAUGUAUUUUGCGAAAUAAAGCAACGAAAUGAUUCGGUAUUUGACCACACCUUUUUUCUUAUUGUAGAUAUAUUUUUACUCCAGAGUUCAGACAUUAAAAUUGUGUAUCGAAAUCUUUUUUAAUGCACAACUAAACGUUCUUAUAAAAAUACGUCUAUUCUACACCUUAGCAAUAUUUCUUCAAAAGCAAUGUAUCGUCGUGGAUAUGUAAAGUAGUCAUUUCAUGACGAGCGUUUUUAGACGACGGCAUUUCACUAGAUGCAAAAUGGAUAUUUAUUGGCAGUAGAGAGCUAUCGUAUAAAAACACAUUUUUAAACAUAAACACAAGCUUUACAUUGCAUUUAAUGGAAACUGUUUUCUUAUUACAUUACAUAUAGACAUCUUGCGGUUAUGUAAUAAUAAAUGCUCACGAAUCUGUUACUGUUUGUCUAUUUAUAAUGUUUAUUUAUAGAGACUAAAAACUCUAUUGUUGAAUUUAUACUAAAGAUUUAAUCAGUAGGAAUAAAUUUUAUCGAUACUAACUCGCUACGAGUAUUUAUAAACAAAUACGAGACAAUUAGGUUUGUGAUUUUUACUGUUUUAUAGGGAGUAAUGAUUUCGCAUUGUUUAAAACCAAAAAGAGAUUUUCAAAAAUCCUCAAGUUCAAUUAAAAUUUUUCCAACAAUGCAGGUGUAUUGAGCACUAAACACGAUUGAAUUUAUUUUUUGUAAUAACCCUGUGCAUAAAUAUUCACCGAUUUUUGAAAGUCCCAUUAUUGUGAUAAAAAAAGAAAUUUGAUCUGGUAACAUUAAUAGAAUAACCUUGUAAUUACCAGAUUGAAUUUAGUUAAUAGGCAUGUAAUAAGGCCUAAUUGUUGUGUAAAUAAAUCUAGGCUAAUUAGGCAUUUCCAUCACAUGUCACAGCAUAACUAAUUGCAUUUUUUGGAGAUAAAUUUUACAAAUAUAAAUUAUUAAAAAAAACACAAAUAUAUCUGAUAUUACAGUAGUGAAAAGUGAGUUAUUACCUAUUGUAAUGUAAUUGUUAUGUUUGGAAAUGUCUGAUACCGGCUCAAAUAAACUACGUUUUUCAAUUUACUUCGAGAUACUAAAAAACUCGUUCGUCUGUGCAACUAUAAGCUUGUUUUUUCUUAAAAAAUAUUAUUACUUAAGUAAA
Messenger RNA from Tribolium madens (black flour beetle), 4993 nucleotides. RefSeq names its product voltage-gated potassium channel subunit beta-2 (gene Hk). The record is from RefSeq and is a predicted model, not a curated record. Gene Ontology annotation, biological process: potassium ion transport; regulation of potassium ion transmembrane transport. Gene Ontology annotation, molecular function: voltage-gated potassium channel activity; potassium channel regulator activity; transmembrane transporter binding. Gene Ontology annotation, cellular component: cytoplasm; voltage-gated potassium channel complex. The coding region runs from base 238 to 1572 and encodes 444 amino acids. The transcript is spliced from 8 exons. Lineage: Eukaryota; Metazoa; Arthropoda; Insecta; Coleoptera; Tenebrionidae.